Fragaria vesca subsp. vesca is the source of this 772-nucleotide messenger RNA. RefSeq lists its product as uncharacterized. The transcript has 2 exons. NCBI's taxonomy places the organism in Eukaryota, Viridiplantae, Streptophyta, Magnoliopsida, Rosales, Rosaceae. The coding region runs from base 1 to 348 and encodes 115 amino acids. The record is from RefSeq and is a predicted model, not a curated record.
AUGGAGAAUGAAAAACUCAAUGAAGAACUGAAGAAGCUGCAAGUUUUGGUGGCGGCAUUAGCACCAAACUCUCAAGAUGAGAGAGUUCUAGAAAGCAAUGAAGAUGAUCAGGAUCCUAAAGGAGGAGCAAACAAGGGAGGAAAAAACAAUAAAGAUCUGAAGGACAAGGAAGCUGAUAAGGUAGCUGAAGAAGAUGAUGAUAAGGAAGCGGCUAAGGAUCCUGAAGGAACUGGCAAGGAAGAUGAAGUAGCUGAGAAAAUAGAGCAAACAAAAGAGAAGAAGGAGGAGACGGCAGAGAAAGAUGCCAGUGCUGAAGAUAAGAGUGAGGCAACAGAGAACAUAGCUUAGCUUCCAAUACAAAAUUCAAAAGAAUUAGAUCUUCAACCAUUAGAACAGGUUGAGAGAGAGAGCUAAAAAAGAAUUCAAAGAACAUAGCCGAUGAGGAUAAAGAGAAGGAGGAGGCAACAUAGAAAGAUGCAAGCGCUCAUAAAAAAGAGAUGAGUGAGCCUUAGAUUCCAACCCAACAUUCAGAAGACUUAUAUGUUGAAGAAUUAGAACGGGUUGAGGAAGAGCUUAAAAAGAAGAAGAAAGCAGACGAUGAAACAAAGGCUUACUGUGAGCAGCCACCAGAGUCACCACCAAGGAGGACGGUUGCGGAAGAAGCUCGUUGGUCGCCGAAAACACCGGUGACCCUUUGAUUUGGGAAUCUCUCCUUGGGUAUCUUGGAAUAGCUCAUUGGUGACUAGAAUAAUAACCAUUCCAGAGAAGAAUU